AUGACGAUCUUUGGAGAGAAUUUUAUUUGGUACGCUAACGGAACAAUCCAAGACGAACCAACGGAAGCCUCAUGCAACUACAUCUUCUUCAUAUCACUGUCCCUCAAUCUCCUCAUCACCACAAUAAUAAACCCCGUGGUGCUAUCUAUCCGACUAAAAACUGCAGCACGGAGCAUACCCAGCUUCCUAACAUCCUUCCUGAUGGUAACAGACCUGGUCACCAACACCUAUUUCCCCGUACUAUGGGGAUACAAGCUGCUGAGGGAGAAGGAGGAAGAUAAACUGGUCUAUCUGACAACCACGCCCUACGAGGUAUUCAACACGUGCCUGCUUGAGAUCGUGUCCAUUCUCUCGGUCUGGUACGUGGCAGUUUUGAGUAACCUGGCUAAGGACAGUAUAAUCCAUCCACUGAAGAGGAGAUCCGUGAAGAGAAUUAAAGGUAUCAUCGUCGGAGGGACCGGUUCUGUUGUGGUCUUGGUAAUCACUGUGGUUGCAGUUUUCGUGGUGGUACUGCCCGAGCAUUUAACCAUGAUAUUUUCCAGAUAUAAUCAAAAAGUUGGUGAUCUUCAAAACAUAGCAAUCCAAAUUUUCUUGGCAAUACGAAGUGUUUGUAUUGUCCAGAUCAUCUCACCGUACCUCCACGUAGCGUACAAGCUGAUGAUAAAGAAAUCAGGGAUGGAGGAGACAAGAGUUCAAAGAGAGAAAGGAGGUAGGGCCGCUUUAGCCAUGAGCCUCGCUGCUAUCGCGGGGUACAUAUUCGAGCUUACAACAAAAUUUACCCCAUACUUGGCACAAGGAAACUUAAAUUAUUACAACAGUUUCAUUAUUAAUUGCUUCAUACCGUCGAUGCUAGCAGCGUACAAUUCGUUCAUUCAGCUAGCUCUGGUGAAUGAAGUAAAGAAACGGUUCACACCAAAUAGAUCAGGAGGAGUUGUUGCUCCAGUUCAGCACACAAGAGCUUGUGAAUUACAGUCUGCCAAUCCUGAAGAGAAGCAGCCUAAUAUCAUUUACAUUCUGAGCGAUGACCUGGGCCAUGGAGACCUUGGUUUUACUGGAGGGAGAAUCAAAACACCAAACUUGGAUAAACUGGCAAAUGAAGGUGUGCUCCUAAAACAGCACUACGUCCAGCCGAUUUGCUCUCCCACCCGGAGUGCUCUAAUGUCAGGCAGGUAUCCAAUACACACAGGACUUCAGCAUUUCGUCAUUCUUCCAGGUCAACCCUGGGGGCUUCCUCUUGACGAGACUAUUAUUCCUCAAAUACUUAAGGAGUACAACUACUCAACUCAUGCUGUGGGAAAGUGGCAUCUUGGCAUGCACACAUGGUCCUACACCCCUGCACAUCGUGGGUUCGAUGACUUCUUUGGAUGGUGUAACAUCAGUGGCAGACAAUUAUCAGAGAACAAAGCUUCGGAGAGGACGAGAUCCUGCUCAAACAUUGAUCUUAUCCCCACGUUUGUGGGCACCAGCUUCCAAACUACGGGAACAGAUGGGAAAGAAUGGAAACUCAUCUUAGGACAGGGGUCCUCCGAACGGCUGGUACCCAGCUCCAAGACUGACGAUCUCGAGAAGACCGCGACAGAACUUGCCACAAACCCUAUCGCAGGCCUCGUGGAGUUUACAAUAUCGAGCUGGAUCCUUACGAACGAAGAAAUGUGUCCGACCGCUACCCUCACCUUAGCUAUGAUUUGUUUCGUUGUUCUUUGUGCACUGUCGAUAGUGCAGUCUGUAACAUUUGACAAGAGGCAGCCUAAUAUCAUUUACAUUCUGAGCGAUGAUCUGGGCCAUGCAGACGUCGGUUUUACUGGAGGGAAAAUCGAAACACCAAACUUGGAUAAACUGGCAAAAGAAGGUGUGCUCCUAAAACAGCACUACGUUCUUCCAGUCUGUUCUCCAACUCGAGGAGCUCUGAUGUCAGGUAGGUAUCCGAUACACACGGGUAUGCAACACGGAAUCAUCCAUCCAGGUGAACCCUGGGGUCUUCAUCUGGACGAGACCAUCAUCCCUCAGGUGUUAAAGGAGUACAACUACUCAACUCAUGCUGUGGGAAAGUGGCAUCUUGGUAUGCACACAUGGUCCUACACCCCUGCACAUCGUGGGUUCGAUGACUUCUUUGGGUAUUAUCUGGGAAGUCAGGACUACAACACCCACAUAAGGGGCGGAGGAUAUGAUCUGAGAGACGAUUACUGGACUAAGAAAGGCAAGUUCGUUGACGAUGUGAGAUAUGAUUUAAAGGGACAGUACAGCACGGAGCUUUACACUCAGCGGAUGGUAAAUCUGAUCUCUGACAAGAAGGCUCAAAAGAACCCCUUCUUUAUUUAUAUGGCCUAUCAAAACGUACACGCUCCUCAUAUGGUCCCACAGAGGUACAUAGACCAGUAUUCGACCCAUAUAAAAGAUGGACCGGAGAAAACCUUCGCAGCGAUGGUCAGUGCAAUGGACGAAGGGAUAGGAAACAUAACCGCAGCACUGGAGGCAGCAGGUUUGGCUGAUAACACCGUCAUCGUAUUCAGCUCUGACAAUGGAGCACAUGUUGGUUAUGUGAAACAUAUUACAGGUAGCAAUUAUCCGUUCAGAGGCGGUAAACGCUCUAUUUACGAGGGUGGGAUCAGGUCUCCUUCAUUUGUAUGGGCUAGAGGUCGACUAGCUCAUGCAACAUCCAAUGCUCUCAUUCACGUUACUGAUUGGCUGCCCACAUUUUGGGGUCUUGCUAGUCUGCAAGGGAAGCUAAAGCCAAACAACCCCAUCAAAACUAAAUCACUAGAUGGUGUAAAUCAGUGGCAGACAAUAUCAGAGAACAAAGCUUCGGAGAGGACGGAGAUCUUACUGAAUAUUGAUCCUUAUCCUCUUGGUAGCAGGCACCCACUUCCUACCUAUGGUAUCAUAUGGAAAGAGUGGAAACUAAUCUUAGGAUCAGGGGGUCCCCCGGACGGCUGGUACCCUGCACCAAGUCUGAAUGAGGUGGACCGGGCUUGUCACAGACCAGUGAAUGGCUAUGUAGAACUGUACAACAUCGAGCUGGAUCCAUACGAACAUAAAAAUGUGUCUGAUCGCUACCCUCACCUUGUAAAGAAGCUAACUCACAAGUUGAUGGCAUACAAUGCAACUGCUGUUCCACCAGGGAAUACUAAACAUGACCCAGCUUCAAGUCCUAAGAAUUUCAACCACACAUGGAUGCCUUGGAUGAAAGAUGGGGAGGAAGUAGGGGAGAAUUUGAGGAAGAACUUUUGGGAGAUGGAAGAGUACAACUGGGUUCAGAUAGAGGUGGAAGAGCUGCCGGACCCUUGCUACCAGGUUGUGAAUAACGAUGUAGAUAUAUGAGCUAUGACGGAAACUAUGCAUAGCAAUUUUUGGAGAAGAAUAACAUCAACAUGUACACUGCGAGAGUACGAUCAAAACUAUAAUAUUGGGGGCUUGCUACGCUCAAGCUGAAUAUAAUGAUUUAUG
Bolinopsis microptera is the source of this 3444-nucleotide messenger RNA. RefSeq lists its product as uncharacterized. The record is from RefSeq and is a predicted model, not a curated record. The transcript is spliced from 6 exons. NCBI's taxonomy places the organism in Eukaryota, Metazoa, Ctenophora, Tentaculata, Lobata, Bolinopsidae. The coding region runs from base 1 to 3318 and encodes 1105 amino acids.